Molecule: messenger RNA, 1516 nt
Organism: Myxocyprinus asiaticus (Chinese sucker)
Lineage: Eukaryota; Metazoa; Chordata; Actinopteri; Cypriniformes; Catostomidae
Product: nuclear RNA export factor 1-like
Exons: 17
Coding region: 1-1509 (502 amino acids)
Biological process (GO): poly(A)+ mRNA export from nucleus
Cellular component (GO): cytoplasm; nucleus
Molecular function (GO): protein binding; RNA binding
Source: RefSeq, a predicted model, not a curated record
AUGACUUGGUACAGGGAAUGGUACCCCAACCUGUCUUUGACUACACGGGUUUCCUCCUAUUUUUCAGGUGCUGAUGGCGCUGCUUCUGUAAGAGAAGUCACCAGCAGUGGAAGCUCUCUCACAUGUACAGUUGGACCUGCUGUUGUCAGUACACUGGAGUAUGACAGCUUCAUGGGCAACCCACAGUUUUGUAAGCGUAAAGGAUGGGGAUCAAUCAAAGGUUGUCAAUACAAUCCAGUUUGCUCGAAGCAGCAAGGUGGACCUCCAGGAUGGUUUGGCCCAGGACCCCGCAGCAGGUUUCAGGAUGCCAGUUUUGAUUUGUCCGAAGAUGAUCUGCGUUGGAAGUCCCAACAGAGUUUUAUUCCAUAUAGAAAGCACAGCCGGAGAGGUGUCAAUGUAGGGAGAGGAGGAAGGAAAAAAUGGUUCAAACUUAAUAUACCACAUGGACAAAAUUAUGAUAAGACAUGGCUGCUAACAGCACUGCAGAAACGCUGUCCCAUACCGUUCACCCCACUACAUUACUCCACAGAUGGACAUCAAGUGCAUUUCUAUGUGGAGGAUGGAGCCACUGCCAGCGCCCUGUGCAAACUCUCACGCAAAAUCACAGACAGUGAAGGACGCAAGGUGGUCGUGUUUAUGAAUCAUUGUUCCACUCCCCCUUUCCUUCAGAGCGAGCUGAAACAUCAAGAUCUAGAUCAUUCAAAGGAUGAUCAUGUGCUUCCAACUACCAUCGGAUUUGAUGUGGAAACAAGCACCACCAUUCCUCCCUGCAAGGGCAGCCACUUUGUCUCAGAAGAAAUCAAGGUCUUCAUUCAGGGUUUCCUGCAACAUUAUUACAGAGUUUAUGACUCUGGGGACAGACAGCCGCUGCUGGAGGCGUAUCAUUAUGGUGCCUGCUUCUCUCUCACUGUACCGCCAAUAUGCAAUCCCUCCAGGUAUGGUUUGGAAGAGUACCAUAACAAUAGCCGCAACAUCAGCAAGGUCAGAGAUUUCUCCAAAUGGACCCGCAUGCUAAAGCGCUCCCGGGUGAAUGUGGUUGCCUGCCUUAAUAACCUGCCACAAACCCAGCAUGACAUAGCUUCGUUUACUGUGGACGUUAAUACAUACACAAAAACUUUAUUAAUGUUCACAGUGAGUGGAGCAUUCAAAGAAGUUGAUGGCACAUGGAGAGAAUCUGUUAAGGCGUUCUCCAGAGUCUUCAUCACAGUUCCAGCUCAAAAUUCUGGUUUGUGCAUUGUGAAUGACGAACUCUUUGUGAGGAAUGCCACUCAAGGCGAGAUACACAGAGCGUUUGCUGUACCAGCCCCGACCCCCUCCAGCAGUUCUGUGCCCACCCUCAAUGCAUCCCAGCAGGAAAUGAUCUCCGCCUUUGCUUCCAACUCGCAAAUGAACCUGGAAUGGUCACAGAAGUGUCUCCAGGAUAAUGGCUGGAAUUUUAACAGAGCAGCUCAGGUCUUCAUGGCAUUGAAGGUUCAAGGGAUGAUCCCAGAGGCUGCUUUCUUCAAGUGAAGAUUAU